AUGGAGUUUAACACAAAAUGUAGCAAUAAACCUGGCCAUCAACAAUUUUCCAUGCCUGCCAAUUUCUUGAAACCUGAUAUUGACCAAGACUUUUGCAUGGAUAACUGUCAAUCAAAGGGUUUUCUCCAAGAUUUUCAGCACCUUGAUCACUUUUCUUUUACAGGAUCAUCAUUCAAUCCUGACUUAGGCAUCCAUACAACUGGUUUUGAUCCCUUUGACCCCUUCUUUAAUGGAUCUUCGAUGAUAGAUUUCGACUAUUUAGAUUUUAAGCCAUUUGAGGAAAAUGAUAAUAACAAUGGUAAGUUAGUCACGCAAAAUUUUGAAGGUGGCGAUGAGAGCUCUUGCAUAACUGCUGAAAGUGUUUACUACAAAGAGUCUGGCACAAAAAGAAAUAAUAACAGAUUUUCCAACAUUGCCUUAUCUUCUUCGACGAAAAAGCAGGGGCGUGGUCGAAAAAAAUCCAAAUCUGCAAAGGGGCAAUGGACCAUUGAAGAAGAUAGGCUAUUAGUCCACCUUGUAGAGAAAUUUGGGGUGAGAAAAUGGUCUCAUAUUGCUCAAGUGCUGAAAGGGAUAGGGAAGCAGUGUAGAGAAAGAUGGCACAACCAUUUACGGCCUGACAUCAAGAAGGAUAUAUGGACUGAGGAGGAAGAUAGGAUUUUGAUCGAGGCUCAUGCCGAAAUAGGGAACAAAUGGGCAGAAAUUGCGAAGAAAUUGCCUGGAAGAACUGAAAACUCCAUCAAGAACCAUUGGAAUGCAACCAAAAGAAGGCAGUUCUCGAGGCGAAAAUGUCGCACAAAAUGGCCAAAACCUAGUUCUCUUUUGCAAAACUACAUAAAGAGCUUGAAUUUCGAGAAGAGCAACUAUGAUUUUAGUGAGGUUCCAGAAUUCGCAUUAGAUGACAACUUGUUUGAAAGGACCAGCAUCAACAACCUGAAUGCUGAGAUCCACAACGCUUCUCCAAUUCUUGAUGACAAAGGCUUUUGCAUGGAGAUCCCAUAUGAUGUUCCUCCUCCAAUCAUGCAAUUUGAAGUGAAGAAGGAGCUUGACUUGAUGGAGAUGAUUUCCCAUGUCAAUCAAUAA
Molecule: messenger RNA, 1080 nt
Organism: Coffea arabica (coffee)
Lineage: Eukaryota; Viridiplantae; Streptophyta; Magnoliopsida; Gentianales; Rubiaceae
Source: RefSeq, a predicted model, not a curated record